Messenger RNA from Heterostelium album PN500, 975 nucleotides. RefSeq names its product 3-hydroxyisobutyrate dehydrogenase (gene hibA). Bases 1 to 975 code for a protein of 324 amino acids. Gene Ontology annotation, biological process: L-valine catabolic process. Gene Ontology annotation, cellular component: mitochondrion. Lineage: Eukaryota; Evosea; Eumycetozoa; Acytosteliales; Acytosteliaceae. Gene Ontology annotation, molecular function: NAD binding; 3-hydroxyisobutyrate dehydrogenase activity; NADP binding. The record is from RefSeq and is a predicted model, not a curated record. The transcript is spliced from 3 exons.
AUGGUAGAGCUAAUGUUUGUUGGUAGAUCUUCAAGUUUAAGAGUUAUUUAUAGUGGUGUUAGAGGAUACUCCUCUGCCAACGAAAAAGUUGUUGGUUUCAUUGGUUUGGGUAAUAUGGGUGCUCACCAAGCCACCAACUUGAUCAAAAAGGGACACAAAGUUGUCGUCUACGACAUUUCCCAAGACAAUGUCAACAAACUCAGAGAAAAGGGUGCCGAUGUAGCAGCUUCACCAUCCGAUAUUGCCAAGAGAGCCGAUGUCAUCGUUACUAUGUUGCCUGCUUCUGCACAUGUAAAGAGUGUCUAUUGUGGUGACAAUGGUAUUUUCAAAUCAAUUAAACCAGGUACAUUAUUAUUGGAUUCAUCAACAAUUGAUCCACAAACAGCACGUGAUGUAGCUGAUAUUGCUGCCAAACACAAUGCAACUAUGUUGGAUUGUCCAGUUUCCGGUGGUACUGGUGGAGCUGAAGCAGGAACCUUGACUUUUAUGGUCGGUGGAAAGGACGCUGACUUUGCACGUGCCAAACCAUACUUGGAAGCCAUGGGUAAGAAUAUCGUACAUUGCGGUGACAUCGGUACUGGUCAAGCUGCUAAAGUCUGCAAUAAUCUCGUUCUCGGUAUCUCGAUGGUCGGUGUCUCCGAGGCUAUGAACUUGGGUGUCAAACUUGGAAUCGAUCCAAAGAAGCUGGCAGGUAUCUUCAAUACCAGCUCCGCUAGAUGUUGGAGCAGUGAAGUAUAUAAUCCAUGUCCAGGCGUUCUCGAGAACUCACCAGCCUCACGUGGAUACACCGGUGGUUUCGGAUCGGCUUUGAUGAACAAAGAUCUUGGUUUGGCUGUCGACAGUGCCAAGUCAAUCGGAGAACCACUCCCACUUGGUACUACCGCUCACCAAUUCUACACCAUGAUGGUUCAAAAGGGUUUGGGUCAAAAGGAUUUCUCUGCUGCCUAUGAAUUCCUCCAAAAGACUAAAAAUUAA